Motacilla alba alba is the source of this 7056-nucleotide messenger RNA. It is a transcript of the gene CDC42EP1, whose product is annotated as CDC42 effector protein 1. The transcript has 4 exons. NCBI's taxonomy places the organism in Eukaryota, Metazoa, Chordata, Aves, Passeriformes, Motacillidae. The coding region runs from base 4149 to 5393 and encodes 414 amino acids. The record is from RefSeq and is a predicted model, not a curated record.
CCACCUCCUCAUAUCCCUAGCAAGUCUGGAGAAGAAGUGUGGGGAGAGACUCUCCCUGCGGAGUUUCCAGCACCAUGCUGUUAGAUCUAACAUCCGGGAGAGACACUGCCUCAAAAGGAUGGUCUGGAGAAGAAAGAGGGCAACACGAGGAUUCUGGGAACCAGACCGCUCCGGCCCCUUUCCCUGGUUAUCUCAAAGGCAACAGGCACAGUGUGGGGCACUCGCAGCAAAAAUGGGUUGAGCCUGGCCAAGCACAUCUGGGGGUUCAGCCAGAGGAGAAAUCAUCCCAGUAGAGAAACGACAGGGCAUGAGGGAUGCAGUUUCUACAAAGCCACAGCUGGCAUCAUUCCAGGGAUGCUCUUGGCAAGACGCUGGGUGCUUGCACCUAUCCCUUGCCCCAGGGUGUCACCUCCUGCCACCACUCUGGCUUGCUCACCCUGAAACCGGCUUUGCCUUCAGCUCAACCCCAGGGCAGCGAGACAUGGACUGGAGGCAGCACCGAGGGCCAUGGGCUGGGCGCAGGGAGAAGGGACCUGAUAGCACCAGGGUGAGGAGGAGCUGGAUGAGGCCAUGCCAGGUGGGGCAAGGGAGCUCUCUGCACCCCCAUCCCCAUCGUAGCAGGGUUCUGUCCCCCACCCCACUGCUGGCAGUAAUCCCCAUACCCAUGUGGUAUGUGCCCUCACGGCCCCAAGAGAAGAAUGGAAAUAUCCGGAAGUCACCUGCAAAUGAGCAGCACUUUCAGUUAAUGAGGAAAUAUGAGCCAGAGACCCUGGGCAGCAACAGGAUAUCUGCUUCUUGUGCACUGAGCAAGGCACUCCCUUCCCACCAAGCCCCCUGCCUGCCCUCCCUCUUCAGGAAGUUUCCAGCGCUGUUGUGCUCUUGGAGGUCCAUCCCUGGAGAUUUCCCAGAGAAGGAGGGCAGGCAGCAAACUGAAAUGGCAGGGAAUAUAAACCCAUGGGCAUUUAUAUGGAGUGGAUCCUAUCACAAGCUGGGAUGCCCUCAUCACCUUCCCUUGGCUUCUCCCAGGCACUGGGGAAAGGGAGUAGAGGGAUUUUUCUUUACUGGAGGGGAGUCUUGUAUCAGCCUCUUUCAGGCAGUGAGUCUGCGAGCAGAAGGCACUGCAAACUGAGAUAGGAUGAAGGACUGAGCACCAGGAAGUGUAGGGCAGAGACUUGAGCCCCUCCACAUCUGUCCACUCCUCUCUCCCUCCCCUGUAAUCCCCUGAUCACAUUCAGUCAUCCAUAAGACCUCCACCCUGUGUUGGAGGGCUUCGUGCUGGGAGGAUGAGGGGAUGCAAUUUGCACAGCCCUGUCUUUGAUGUUGUGGUAGUCAAAGCAGGUCCUCAUUUGGGAAAGCUGCUGGGCCACUUGUCUGCUCCAUGAUAAGCCCAGUAGCCAGUCUCUCUGCAAUGGUGAGACUGGUAUUGCUGCCUGGGGCUUAGGGUUACAGAUGGGAUGAAAGGUUGGGGUGACUGAAGGUAAAUGAGGUAGCUGCACUGGGAGAAGUCCAGGCAUAAGCUCCUGCCCAGGGCAUCCAUAGGUGGUACAGUGACUCUGCAGCACUGUCCAGCUUCAUAGCCAUCUCUCACUCAUCAUCUGAGGUGGAUAAAUAGGCUGAGAAGCAGCAUUGUAUGGACUGACUUUCCAGGCUGCUGUAUAUGAAAGAAGGGGGUGUAACUGAGCAGCCAGAGGCCAGGAUGAGUACUGAGACCCAGAGCUGGCACAUACCUGACCCUUGAGGUCACCAAGGCACUUGAGAGCUAGACCUAGAAGUACAAAAGUCACAGCUUGGCUGGCAUGGCUGCAAGAUCACAGGUUUGGGGAAGGAUGCUGAAGAGAAGGCAUUUCCAGAUGCUUUCCUGGAAAUUAAGCCCAUCCUGGCCCAAAGCACAGAGAUGCUUGGAGUAGGAAUGAGAAGGAAGCAGUGGAGAGCCGGCCGCCCUGCAAGAAGCAGAACAUGGGCCCUGUCCCAUCUGGAAAAGAUUUGUUCUGCAUUCCCCAGUGGAGGUGGCUGCCGUCGCCCAGGCUCUGCUUCCUGACACAGCCUUUCCUGCAGGCCACAGGGAUGGGGGUGAGGGAGAGCCUCAGGCAGGGUGGGGAAAAUACCCUGGCAGGCCAUGCAGAGGGAGGAGACCCAAAGAAAGGGUCUUUUUCUGCCUCUCCCACCACCCCCAUAAGCUUCCACUGAGCAGGACUUAGGGGGAGGAAUGCCUACCACACCCCUGGCAAGCCGGGAGGAUGCAUGUCAUGAUUUCUCCUCCUUUCCUCACUGAUGGCAGAGCUCAUCUCCUAUCAGAGCUAAGCUUCCAUCUUCCUCCAAGACACAGACCCACUUAAAGUACCACCAACAUGCACAUAUGGUCUUAAUUCCUAAUGGAGAAAAUUUCCACAGAACGCAGACACUCCAACUUCCAUUUUGCAGAAGAGAAGCCAGAGAACAGUGCCAAACCCUAGUACUACUACUUAGCAAACUUCUGAGCAAUAAGGUGCUCCUGCCAGGGCACCUCAGCACGAGCCACCCGAGCCCAGUGAACAGCCAGGCUCCAUUUUGACAUCUCCUCUGCAGACAUCUUGUCAUCCCUUCAGCCAAGCCCUACUUAACCCCAACAAGUCUUGUCUCGCCUUCCCCAGCAGAGACACCUCCCUUCUCCUCAACAGGGUCCUGAAUAGGUGCUUGUGCGUGGCCCUCAAGUGGUCCCCAGCAGAGCCACCAAGCCAAGCCUGAAGGCCAUGAGGGUCACCACUGGCACUGAUGAUGCUACACCCGCCAGCAGGUUGCCCCUCAUUGGCACUGACAGAGUCUUCUGCCCCGUGACCAUCAAGGGAUAACACAUGAUGCCAGAGGGAUGUGGUGUCCCACAUGUGGGCAGAAGCUCUCCCCGGUGCCACCGAAGAGCACCUCCUUCCAUUUAUCCACUGCCACCCCCUCACCCUGGUCUGACACACUGUCGCUGGUAUGACGCUUGUCCUGACCCUGUAACAAACACCAGCCUGGCCCACGUGGCCUUCAGGGAGGCUGUCAUCCCGCUAAUGCCCAAGCCCGUGCUACCCACAGCUCCUGGUACGACCACCCACCCGCAGACCCCAGUCCCGACUGGCAGUGCUACAGCCCUGGGAACUUCCUAUCCAACAUGGGAUCAGGGGACCCUAUGUGAUACCUGAGGGGUCACACGCACACACAGGGUUCCAGCCCCUUUCCUGAGCCCUGCAGCCAGGCUCCUCUAACCAGGUUAGACAGCAGCCUGGCCUCCCCCCUUCCCCCAAACCCACUGAAGCCGGCAGCCGGGAGCGGGAGGCGGCCAAUGCCGGCAGACGGGAAAUGGCACCGGGGAAGCGGGGAGGAGGGGAGCGGCAGAGAAGUUCCUGAAGUUUUCUGUCCUGGAUAGUUGGAAUAAAUCUCAUUUUCUCUGGUCUCCUUGCCGAGGCGAGGAUUGGCUCGGCAGUGCUGCAGCCCGCCCUCCUCCUUCCCACGUCCCCUCCCCGCCAGCUUCGCUCCCUCUCUCCCGUGGCAUCAGGGCGUCAGCCUGGGAGAGCCAGCCUUGGGGGGACAGCCGUGGGAAAAGGAGGGGGGCAAUGCCUCCCCUUUCUCCCCCACUCCAUUCCGGAACACAGCACCGGUAAUCCUUGGAACAAGUUACAGGGGCCUGCGGAGAGUGUCUCACAACUUUUCGUCUGGAGGACGGGGAAAAAAUAACCCUGGUUCGAAAGAGGUGGCCAACAAGGGGACGAAUGCUCUUGCUCUGCCACUCCACCUGAAGCUCUUUUUGUUGCCUGCUGCCCCAUCCAUGACUGGCUCCCACUCACCCAGCGGCAGUAGAAGACAGUGGAUUAACCUCUAAGUCCACGACCAGACACAGCUUCCAGUGACCUCCGCAGAACGGGGGUGACCCAGACACCCCCUGGGGACAUCUCCGUGCCACCACCGUCCUCACCACUGGGGACAUACCCUCUGAGGGUGAUUUCAUGAGCACGACGUAGUGCAGGGAAGCAGGAAACCUGCCAAAAGCCAAAGUGACAUGCACUGUCACCCCAAGAGCAUCGGAGCAGAAGCAGUGGGGAGGCUGGGGAUGUGACAGACCACCCCAGUGCCGGAAGCCUGGUGAGGGCUGAUUUUUGGAGCUUUUUCAAAGGCAGGGUGAAGGCUGCAACAUGAGCCUGGGGAAGCUGCCGGUGCUCAGCUGGGUGUCAGGCUCCCACGGCAAGCGACGGCUGAAGUCGGAGCUGACGCCGGACAUGAUCAGCCCGCCGCUGGGCGACUUCCGGCACACCAUGCACGUGGGGCGCGGCGGCGAUGUCUUCGGGGACACCUCUUUCCUUAGCAACCACGGCGGGGCUGACGCAGCCAAACCCAACAACUUCUUCGCCCGGACGCUGCGGCACGUCCGCCGGACCCCGCUGAAGAGACGGGGCAGUGGGGGCCAGGUGGGGGCCUCGCCCGCCCCCCCGGCCAUCUCGCCCAUCAUCAAGAACGCUGUCUCGCUGCCGCAGCUCAAUGAGGGGAUCUAUGAUGGAGGCAGCGGCGGCCGGGGCUUGACCAGCAAGUUCUCCUUCAAAAGUGCCUCCAACAGCUUCUCCAAAACACACCAGGCCUACGGGCUGGAGUCUGGAUUUUGUACCAUCCCUCGUGUCCCUCGUUUGGAAAAGGCCCAAGAGAGCACCUGUCCUGGGGAAGAUGAGCUGGAUCGCUCCGACUCCCUGCUGUCCUUCCGCCUGGACCUGGGGCCCUCCCUGAUGAGCGAGCUCCUCCAGGUGAUGAGCUUCUCUGAAACCAAUGGCGGCGAGGGGGGGGAGGAUGGCCCACACCUCCUGUGUGAAGAGGGGACCAAGGACAGGGUCCCUUCAGCAGUGCGUGCAUCCCAUGAAGAGGACAAGGCAGCAUCCAGCUUCUGGGACCACUCCAGGCAGAGCAACCUGUCAGGGGCCGGCUCACUGCCGGGUCUGUUGGUCCACGCCAACGGAGAGGCACAUGCCAUUGAAGGCGCUGGAGCGAACUCUGUCUGGGCUUCGGGGCCAGGGGCAGUGUCCAGAGGGUCCCCGUGGCAAGGCCACUGGAACGACUGCACCAUUGAGGCUGGAGAAUUUGACCGAGCAACCCAGGUCCUGGCCCGCCAUUAUGGUGGGACCAGCACCCCAAGGAGCUCGGAGAAAGGUGAGGGUCCCCGGCAGGCCCGGACACAGACCCCAUGGGAGAGCCCCAGCAGCAGCUUGUGGGGGUCACAAGUGACAAGGGAGAGCCGGUCCCCCGAGGCCAGCUGGAACCAAGGAGAGGAGGAGGCGGAGGAGACCAAGCUCUCCAGCCUGCAGGAAAGCUACAGUGGUGCCCGAGGGGGCCGCAGCAAUUCCUUCGAGUAUGCCGAUGAGGAAGAGGAAGAGGACGAUGAAGUCAAGGUGUGAACAGCCAUCCCGCCCAUCACAGGCCCCACCAGAGACCUGGUGCCAGCAUCUUUGCCCUCCUCCCUGUUCCCUACCCGCUGGUACCGGUGUCACCAGCAGACCCAGUGGGUGACCUCCUUGCCAAGUAGGGGCACUGGGGAGGGCAGGAGGAGAGCCCAUCUCCUGGGGGGCUCCCUGGGGCUGGGCCAGGCUGCUGCAGAGGGCCAAUGGGCUCCACAGAGCCAGGCAUAGCACCCCUCCUCCAGCCUCACGGCCAUUAGACAUCAAAGGAACAUUCCCAUGUGCCAAAGGAACCCCGAAUCCUUCCUACCCCAUCCCAUUCUCCCCAGCACCCUCUCUCAACCCUCAGCCUGGCUCCGCCAACAUGUCUGGGGACAUACUCCAUCCUUCCACUGAUGUCCCCAAGCAUCCUCUGCAAUGGCACGUGUGCCUCCCCAGAGGUAUUCCCAUUGAUAGCUCUGGCACAUAGGGGAUGGGGUUUCCCCAGCUCCAGCUGGUGCAAGACCCUUCAGAAUAGCACAUCUAUCAAAAGGGGAAGGUCAGCUGGGGUCCCAAGGGCAGGCGAACCCCACAGAGCUGAGCUUUCUCUUUUCCCCUGCCUCCCUCAAAAAGCUGUGUGCUCAGUGUUCAGGAGGUGAGAGAAUGCACAGGAAUAAUCAGGAAUGUUUCCACUUGCCUCCUGCUGCUGGGCAUCACUUAGGACAGCUUCCUUCCUGACCCCCAUUCCCCUCAGCAACUGAGAGGGGAGAAACUUCUUGUCUGACUGGUGGCAAAGGCAGGUUGUCAGGUCACCAAAUUCUGCAGUUCAGGCCCUAAAAAUCCCUUUUUCUCUGCCUGCCUCAGAACAAGGAGACUCCUCUGCAGCCACUCAGUUUGUGCCACCAUCCUCGUGGUGGUGGCACAGUUUGUGUCUCUGUCCUGUCCCACUCCCCAUUCCCCACAAACACUUCCAUCUUUGCAGCGCACCCCUUCCCAAGGAUAAUGUGGAGCAUGGCUGAUGUCCCUCGCCGGGUGGCCCUGGGUGACACAGCCGCCUUGGAAUGAGCUGCCCCCCACGCUGGCCCGUGUGCAAACUGGCCCUCAUAGAAGCGCCUUUGUGCCAUGGUGUGGAGCCAACGUGCUCGGGGGCUGAGGUCACCGGAGGGACCCUCACAGGAACCCCUUGUUCUCUGGGACAGAAGGGCGUGUGCAGUGGGAGGAGAUGCUGGGCCAUGGCUGCAGGACUCUGCUCCCACGCAUCUCACCCGCCACCCAGCUGCUUUUGCCAGGAAGCUCUUCCGAGCAGGAUCAAGAGCCGCAGGGUGUGCACAUACUGCACAUGGAAGUGCCACUUGCAGCCAGGCCACCGAGGUUAAGGGCAAGCCCAUGUUCCCCAGCCUCCCCAAGGGGCUGCCUCAUGCCAGCCACCAGCAGCAAACCAGGGCAGGCACCAGCUUCAGGAAGUCCCCAGGUCUGGCAACUGGCAGCCAGCAGGAUCAGCCUUGUUCUCCCUUGCGCCUUCCAGGGUGGGGACCUGGGCUCUCAGGAUGAGCUCUCCUCUGCCCUCUGCUUCCCAGACCAUAACACAAGACCAAAGAUCCAUAUCUGUGGAAUUAUCCUUUCUGCCUCCACUCUGUAUCCCAUGCACUUACUAUUGUCCUUAUUAAAACAGUUUUGAUACGAA